GUGUGCUGCUUUAAGCCUAUAGCUGCCAUCCAGAGAAAUGGGAGUGACACCAUCUGUGACAAACUUUUCUUGGUCAUGAAGAUGCCGUCUGCGAAAGACAUGGCUAAAGUAAUGAUUGUCUUGUUUGCAAUUUGUUUUCUUACAAAUUCGGAGGGGAAAACCAUUAGGAAAAGAUCUGUGAGUGAAAUACAGCUUAUGCAUAACCUGGGAAAACAUCUGAACUCGAUGGACAGGGUGGAAUGGCUACGUAAAAAGCUGCAGGAUGUUCACAAUUUUGUUGCGCUCGGAGCACUUGUAUCUCCCAGAGUUGGUGGAUCCCAGAGGCCCCGAAUAAAGGAAGACAAUGUCCUGGUUGACAGCCAUCAAAAAAGUCUUGGAGAGGCAGACAAAGCUGAUGUGGAUGUAUUAAUCAAAGCUAAACCCCAAUAA
Choloepus didactylus (southern two-toed sloth) is the source of this 429-nucleotide messenger RNA. It is a transcript of the gene PTH, whose product is annotated as parathyroid hormone. Gene Ontology annotation, molecular function: parathyroid hormone receptor binding; hormone activity. The transcript is spliced from 3 exons. Bases 76 to 429 code for a protein of 117 amino acids. Gene Ontology annotation, cellular component: extracellular region. NCBI's taxonomy places the organism in Eukaryota, Metazoa, Chordata, Mammalia, Pilosa, Megalonychidae. Gene Ontology annotation, biological process: cell-cell signaling; intracellular calcium ion homeostasis. The record is from RefSeq and is a predicted model, not a curated record.